This is a messenger RNA of Homarus americanus (American lobster), 2831 nucleotides long. Its product is annotated as sphingomyelin phosphodiesterase-like. Gene Ontology annotation, biological process: ceramide biosynthetic process; sphingomyelin catabolic process. Gene Ontology annotation, cellular component: lysosome. Lineage: Eukaryota; Metazoa; Arthropoda; Malacostraca; Decapoda; Nephropidae. Gene Ontology annotation, molecular function: acid sphingomyelin phosphodiesterase activity. The transcript has 15 exons. Bases 432 to 2573 code for a protein of 713 amino acids. The record is from RefSeq and is a predicted model, not a curated record.
AGACGCAGUUUGGACCGCAACGCUGGGUGGGGAGGAUGUCUAGCUCGUGCUGCUGAGGAAACUGACUGUGCGCUUUCCACUUAUUUAUAUUAUCGUCUAGUGCACACAACAGCCCAUUCGUAUAUUAAAUGAACUAGUGCUGAGUGCAGGAUCGACGUGGUUUAGAAUUGUGUUAGUGACAACGAGGAAAAUACUGGAUUAACAGCUCCACUGCGGGGUGACACAAGGUCGCAGUUGCCGUAGCUCAGCGUUGAAUGAAGAGCCGUCAUCUUCACUAGGCUUCACUGUUAUUGGUCGAGGAGCGAGGUACACUGCGGGCGUGACCAAUGGCGUGGUGGCUCUUAUGACCAGAGAAGCGUGGCAGGGAACAGUAUGUGCACACCCACACAAUACAGGUAGCGGGGCACCGGAGCGGCACUACUACUACUACUAUGGUCUCCACCUCACCACGUUUUGGUCUCCUCCUCGUCCUCCUCUUGGCCCCAUUAGCCUCAGGUAGCCCUUUGCAUCCUACUUUGACCCAUGGUGCUGAUGGCGACCCCUUGGACCCACUACGUGUCUAUUCAGUGGCAGAAGGACCCCACAAAAUCCAGAAAGAAGAUGGCACUUCACAGGAGGUACUCCCAAUCCCCACCACACAACAGGAAAAGGAGAGAGUUGAGAAGUUUGAUCCCUCCAGGCUGAACUACACUGCAUUACGCUUGGAGAUAGACAAUGAGCUAGAACGCAUCAGCAAACGUGAGGGUCGCUUAUUGGGAGAAAGUCGCUUACCCAAGUUUCUGUCCAACUUGGGAAGAUUCCUCGACUUUGAGCAAGUGGUUAAGGAGAUUGAGACUUCUAUUAUGUCGAGCAUGUCCUGUAAUGCUUGUAAAGCCGGUGUGGGUCUCCUGCAACACUACGUUCAGAACGGUAAAACGAGAGAAGACAUCAUCAAGGCCGCCUCUAAGCUGUGCAUGUCUUUCAAGAUUGAGACCCCUCGUGUGUGUAUGGGUAUCAUCUACUUAAUGGCAGAUGAAGUUGUUUAUGUGAUAGAAAAGUUAGUCAUGAGUCCAGACGAAAUAUGUGGAUUUGUCAUCGGUGAUAUUUGCGGCACCCCUUAUAACCCUUACCAUGACUGGCAUGUAGCCUUGCCACCUAUACCCAAGCCUCCAGUACCCCGACCUGAGCCACCUCCAGAAGGGAUGCCGACCCUCAAGGUUCUUCACCUCUCUGAUACACAUUUUGACCCUGAGUACAGAGAAGGAUCUAACGCUGACUGUGGUGAACCAUUAUGUUGCCGGGCUAAUUCUGGUCCCGUCAAGUCUCCAGAUAAGAGGGCUGGGUUGUGGGGAGACUUCAGAAAGUGUGACACACCUCUGAGAACCAUAGAAAGCAUGCUAGACAAUAUUGCCUAUUUACAUCCUGACAUUGACUAUAUCAUCUGGACGGGCGAUUUACCCCCUCAUGACAUUUGGAAUCAGACCAGAGAGAGUAAUCUGAAUGUAGUGAGAGCAACUGUUCAACAACUGGUGGAUUAUUUUCCUUAUACACCAAUCUUCCCAGCUCUUGGCAACCAUGAAGCAGCUCCAGUAAACAGUUUUCCUCCACCUUUCAUCAUGGGAGACUAUGGUGUUAGCUGGCUGUAUGAUGAAUUGGAUCACCAGUGGCAACGAUGGCUACCACAGAGUACCUCCCCAACAGUGAGAAAAGGAGCCUUCUAUUCUGUCCUUGUCAGACCAGGCUUCAGGAUAAUUUCACUCAACAUGAAUUACUGCAAUAAUAAAAACUGGUGGCUUCUUCUAAACUCAACUGACCCGGCACAGGAGCUCCAGUGGUUCAUCUAUGAACUACAAGGGGCAGAAGACAGAGGAGAGAAGGUCCACAUAUUAGGUCACAUCCCCCCUGGCCACCAUGACUGUCUCAAAGUCUGGAGCCAUAACUACUACACUAUUAUUAACAGGUUUGAAUCUACAAUUACUGCCCAGUUUUUUGGACAUACCCAUUAUGAUGAAUUUGAACUUUUCUACGAUGAAUAUAAUCGCCAUCGUGUGACAAAUAUUGCUUACAUCGGACCGUCUGUCACAUCAUAUUACAAGCUUAAUCCUGGCUACAGAAUAUACACCAUUGAGGGAGACUACACAGGAUCACGAAAGCUUGUGAUGGAUCAUGAGACGUGGGUCAUGAACUUAGAUGAAGCCAACAGAGAUGGAGUCCCAAGAUGGUACCAGUUAUACUCAGCUCAGAGAGCAUAUAACAUGAGGAACUUGCUUCCUCAGGAAUGGAACAGUUUAGUUUAUAAGAUGGCAUUAGAAGAUGAACUUUUUGAAAAAUAUCUCAGAUUUUACUGGAAAAACUCUGUGGCACGGGAGGAGUGUGAUGCUGAGUGCAAAAAGCGCAUGUUGUGCGACUUAAAAUCAGGCCGAUCUAAUGACCGCAAGCACACGUGUGCCAAGAUCAAUGAACAGAUGGAGCUCCGGGAGAGAAAUGAUUGGAGAAAUUGGAUCUUCUCUGGCCUGACUAUUACGUCCCUGGCUGUAGCUGUGCCCGUAGCUGCCAUCGCCAUACCAAAGCUCAUAUUCUUUUUCUUCCUCUGACAUCAACACCAAGCUGACUUUAACUGGUAUGACCUGGACUAAGUGACUUUGACUGAUUUCACAAGAAGAUUUACUGACGGAACUGAAAAUAUGUUUACGGACAGUUGACUGACUAAACAGAAGAUGAUUUGGACAAGACUACAACACCAACUUUUGUGUGAAUGGUGUAUGUGUAUUUAUUUGUGUGAUUACUUUUGUUACUACAUGUAAAUGGAUUUGUUAUUUAUGUAUUAUAAUAAAACUUACUGAAAAGAAUAA